Molecule: messenger RNA, 5537 nt
Organism: Elaeis guineensis (African oil palm)
Lineage: Eukaryota; Viridiplantae; Streptophyta; Magnoliopsida; Arecales; Arecaceae
Product: zinc finger CCCH domain-containing protein 19
Molecular function (GO): metal ion binding; DNA binding; protein binding
Source: RefSeq, a predicted model, not a curated record
CCGCUCGUGUGGCGCUGGGCGUCAUUCUCACUCACGAGAACCGACCGUCCUCAACUCUCUUUGCCGAACCCACCACCGAAAAGGGGGAUCCACAUGUUACCAAGAAAAAAAAAAGAGAGAGCCAUUAAAAAACUCAUUAUCAAAAUCCCAUCCUACCUCAGCAAUCGCUUCCUCGUCUCGCCGACGGAGUGCCUUCGCAACCAAACAACAAAACUCCCCACACAAUAGCGAAGGGCGAACGCCCAGGUUUCGUCUAAACCCUAGAUCUCGAUCCAUGAACGGCGAAGAAGACGAGCUUCUGGAUGUUCGUACCCUCGACCAGAUCGGGGAGGAGCCGCCGCUCCCGCCCCUGCCGGAGAGCGAGGAGACCACCCUUCCCCACUGGGAGGACGAGGGGGAGGGGGGAGCAGCGAUGAUUGGAGCAACCGAGGUGGACGACUCGCAGCUCCUCUUCUCUCCCUCUGCCGGCCCGUCACCCCUGAUCGGAGACGAGGAGGAGGCUUCUGCCUUCGAUCCGGCCGCUCCCGGAGAUUCUGCUGCUGGAGAGGAGGCCCCUAAGAUGGGCGCGGCAAUUGCGGACCCCAGAGCCGAGGCCGCGAGCCAGGGCAUCGGAAAGCGGAAACGCGGCCGACCGCCUAAGGCCCAGGGCGGCGGAAGGGCGCUGCCAGCGAAGAGGAAGGAGGAGGAGGAAGUGUGCUUCAUAUGCUUCGAUGGGGGUAAUCUUGUGGUCUGCGAUCGUAGGGGUUGUUCAAAGGUGUAUCACCCGGCAUGUGUCAACCGGGACGAUGCCUUCUUUCGCACAAGAGGACGGUGGAAUUGUGGUUGGCAUAUAUGUAGCAUAUGUGAAAAGGCAGCUCAGUACAUGUGCUAUACCUGUACCUAUUCUCUGUGCAAAGUUUGCAUUCGAGAAGCUAAUUUUUUUUCUGUUAGAGGGAGCAAAGGCUUCUGUGAGACUUGCUAUAGCACUGUAAUAUUGAUAGAAUCAAAUGAGAAUGGAAAUGAGAAUAAGGCUGCUGUUGAUUUUAAUGAUAGGAAUAGUUGGGAAUAUCUGUUCAAGGAAUAUUGGUUAGAUCAGAAAAGAAAACUAGUAUUAACAUUAGAAGAGCUGAAAAAUGCUAAAAAUCUGUGGAAAGGAUCUGGUGUUUCUGCAUACAAUGGGGAAUCUUCUGAUGAAUUAUAUAAUGCUAAUGAUGACCAAGAAGAUAGCUCUGAGAGCUCCUCAGGAUACCAUGAUGGCAGUGCUUCUUCCAGAAAAAAAGUGAGAAAGCAUCGGAAUACUGUUGAUGAUGAAAGUUCAGCCAAAGAAGUAGAUGGUGAAAUGACAUCCAUGCCUGAAUAUCCUGAGUGGGCUUCGCAAGAGCUUUUAGAAUUUGUGGUACACAUGAAAAAUGGUGAUAAAUCUGUUCUGACACAGUUUGAUGUUCAGGCUCUUUUGCUUGAGUAUAUAAAACGAAAUAACCUUCGUGAUCCUCGUAAAAAAAGUCAAAUUGUUUGUGAUCAACGGCUUCAGAACUUAUUUGGGAAAGCCCGUGUGGGGCAUUUUGAAAUGUUAAAGCUUCUAGAGUCACACUUUCUUAUAAAAGAGGCAUCACAGGCAGAUGCAGAUGACAAUCAAGCGGUAGUUAUAGAUCCUGAUUCUGGUCAAGUUGAUGCUGAAGGAUACAGUGAUACGACAGCAAGAAUGAGUUUAGAUAAGAGAAGGAAGUGCCGCAAAAAGAUUGAAGAGAGAGAACCACAGACCAAUCUUGAUGAUUAUGCAGCGAUAGAUGUUCAUAACAUCAAUCUCAUUUACCUCCGUCGCAACUUGAUGGAGAAUUUGAUUGACGAUAUUGACAGUUUCAAUGAGAAAGUUGUUGGGUCCUUUGUAAGGAUAAGGAUUCCUGGUACAGGUCAGCGGCAAGACAUGUAUCGCCUUGUGCAAGUUGUUGGGACACAAAUGUUUGCAGAAAAAUACAAAAUUGGAAAAAAAACAACAGAUAUUGCACUGCAGAUAUUAAAUUUAGACAAGACAGAGGUUGCAACUAUUGAUAUCAUCUCAAAUCAGGACUUCACUGAGGAGGAGUGCAAACGUUUAAGGCAGAGCAUAAAAUGUGGUUUGAUUAGUCGGCUAACAGUGGGAGAUAUCCAGAAGAAAGCUAGGGUUCUUCAAGCUGUGAGAGUUGAUGAUUGGUUGGAAAGUGAGAAGUUGCGGCUUGGUCACCUUCGUGAUCGUGCAAGUGAAACAGGUCGUAGAAAGGAGCUUAGAGAAUGUGUAGAAAAGUUGCAGAUUCUGAGCACCCCGGAGGAACGCAUGCGUAGACUAAAUGAAGUUCCUGAAAUACAUGUUGACCCACAUAUGGAUCCAGAUUAUGAGUCUGCUGAAGAAGAAGUGGAUGACAAAAAAGGAGAUAAGUACAGUCGGUUGAGGGAAUCUCUGUCUCGUAGGAAGGGAAGGGAUUUAUUUCCUCCUGGCAGAGUGUCAGGAUCAAAUUAUAAUGGGACUGGUGCGUCAAUAAGUUCAAGCAGUUUGAACAGAGGUUCACGGACAGAAGAUGCACAAGACAAGUUGGAUGCAUAUAGUGGUGGGGAUAGGACAAAUGAAUUGUCCUGGAAUCAAGGUAAGGAUGCACAAUGGACAAAAAGCUGGGGAAUGCCAAAUACCCAAACAAGUGCGACAGAUCUGGAGGCUGGCAUUUGGAAUAAUAACCAACUUGCUACAAAACCUGGAAGUACACAUGGUGUUGUAAGCGAAACAUCCGCAUCUGUACCUUCUAGACUUUCUGUACCAUCAAAUGGCAAUGAGAAUGAUAAGGUCUGGCACUAUCAAGACCCAGCUGGAAUUGUCCAGGGGCCAUUUUCAAUGGCACAGUUGCGCAAGUGGAAUAAAUUCUUUCCACCUGACUUGAGAAUUUGGCUAACAACUGAGAAGCAAGAAAAUUCUGUAUUAUUGAUGGAUGCUCUGAAGUCCCAGAAUGGUUUGCCACAGCAGGACACUCAGCAUAAUGGCCAUCUUCAGCCUGCAAAUUUUGCAGGUCCAAAGGGCAAUAGAGAUAGUAAAUAUGAAGGUGGUUGGAGAGGGGCUAAUAAUUCUACAUGGGUAGGCAUGCAGAAUGGGAGCAACUGGAGUGUGAGCCAGAAUAAUGCUACUUUCUCCACUGCUGGUAAUACCCUGGCAAAUGCUGGUAGAUGGGCUACACAGUCAGCUAACUUGUCUGCACUUGAAAUGGAGGCGGUCAAGGGUAAUGAUGCUUGGUUUGGCCAGCCCAAUGGUCAGAGAAGCCCCAGAUCUACAGCCCCAUUUUCUGGGAAUCCAUACCAACAGCCAUCGUAUCAAGGUGGAGGGGAUCAAGGAAAUGCUGUUGUAUGGAAUAGAGGCCCGGAUCAUGGAAUUGCAUGGAAUUCAGACAGGUCCAGGGGGUCAAGGACUGGUGGUCAGGGUUAUGAAAGACAGCAUUCUAGUUGGAGCUUUCUAAACCAGCAAUCUCAACAAACUUCUGGAGAACCUUGGAAGGCCCGACCAACAAAUGAUUCUAAUCUACAUGUUCCCACCCAACAGCCAAGUAGGACAGACUGGACUAGUGUUCAAGGUUCUUUACAUGCAUCUGCAUCUACAGCUGCUUCUAUUCAACCUAUAAGCUCUGGCUGGGGCACCACUCAAGGUACUGGAUUCAGUGGGCCACAUAAAUUACCCACAGUGAAUCCUGAUGGGGAUCGGAAUGUGCUAAACCAAUCAGAUAGUGGGGGUUCAUGGUCUGUCGCAUCUGCUUCUGUGCCUAGUAUGAGUAGAAUGGCUGAUGUUGGUGGUGCCCAGAUUCUUGAGACGGUAGAUCAGUUUGGUAAUCCUCCACUAUCCAGUCAGCAGAAACCUACUGAAUCUAAUGCUCCAAAGAUUUUGGUAAACCAAUCAGCUCUUUUCCUCAAAAAGAAGGAAAUAAUUUCUUCAGAUGAUGCUACAGUUUCAGGUGGCCCUGCCAUGAAUAAGAGUCAGAGCUUUGAAAGUGGUUAUCCUAGUCCAACUCCUCAAUCUGAUAGGCAGGAGUUUUCUGUAGACGAGCCUAAUGAAUCUGAUCCUGCCAAGAAGUGGCCUCAAGCACAUGAUAGCUCAGCUUCUAUAAGUCAGGGGUCUGAUCCUGAUCCCGCUUCUCUUGCAUUCAGACCAUUGGAUCCACAUGCCCACCUUUCACCUAAGGUAGGUAACAUGCAAUUGCUGUCAAGGAAUUCAGAUGAAGAUGUGGCAGAUAAAGGAAUCAUAAGUGAGAUGCAAAACUUAUCUGCUCAGAAAUCUCUCUCUGAAGAGCAGAACAAGCAGCCUCCUCUAGCAGUUGUGGAAGAGAAGCUAGUUGAUCCUGCCUCAAGCAUUAAACCGACAGUUGAAUCUGAUAUGUUGGAGCUCUCUUCAGCUCAAAGAUCAGAAACCGCAUCAGCUUCCAAGCCGCUGUCUGAAUUGCAGGAACCAAAUGGUUCUAGUAUAGUUCCUGCACCCUCAGGGAGAGAGCUGCACUUCUCAGGUCCUGAUCCUAUAAAAUAUUCUGAUUUGGAAGGCACACAAGAUACAACCACCAGUGAAUGGUCAUUGCCAUCUCCAACCCCAGGUUCCAGGCCUUCUGGAUGGGAUAUCGGUGCUGAUUCUACCUCAGGAAGAUUACCAAACCCUGGCUGGGGCACCAAGGCAAAAGAUGUUCCGAGUUGGGGAGGGGCUCCACAACUCAAUGUAGGUACAGGACCAGCACAACAAAGUGAAAACAGGGGUUGGGCAACAGCAAUACAAGGACAUGCACAUGCAGAUAGUGGAGCACCAACCCAGGUAAACACAAAUACCAACGCAGGUUGGGGAACAUUAGGACAGGUAAGUAACAAUGCAAAAAUUGACUGUGGAGCACAAGUACAGGGAAAUACAAAUGCAAACUUACGUUGGGAACCUCCAGCUUGGGGGAACUUAACGAGUCCGAGUUUGGGAGCACCCUUCCAGGGAAACUCAAACCCAAAUACUAGUUGGUGCGCACCUAUCCAAGGAAACUCAAACCAGUUUUCUGGUUGGGGAGUACCACCAACAGGAAAUGGGAAUCAGAAUCUUGGGUGGGGUGCACAAGCACAGCAGGUUAAUAGAGAUGCAAGUGCUGGUUGGGGAACAGGGAGCAAUAGGAGCUGGAAUUUGCCAGCCGGAGAUCCUGAUAGCUGGGGCACUCAACGGAUGCAUCAUGGAGAAAACCACCCUGAGGGUGGGGAAUCAAGGCAUGGUGGUGGGAGAAGCUUAUGGAACAGGAGCCAGUCUGCUAGCAGUGGGGGGUCAUCACGAAUACCUCCGAGAGGAGAAGGGCCGAAAGGCCAAGGGCAGAGAGGAGUGUGUAGAUUCCAUGAGAAUGGGCACUGCAAGAAGGGUGCAUCCUGUAAUUAUCUGCAUCCAUGAUUGGAAUUUUUAAUUUUCCGUCUCUUUUCUUGUACAGCAUAAUCACCUUGGUAGCUGAUAUGAGAUCAUGAAAGCUCUGCUUUGUCAUGCCAUGUAGAAUUUUUGUGCAGGUAGUAGAGUGUAUACAAUUUUCUUUCCAGCUCUUUGCACU